Molecule: messenger RNA, 3281 nt
Organism: Macrobrachium nipponense
Lineage: Eukaryota; Metazoa; Arthropoda; Malacostraca; Decapoda; Palaemonidae
Product: transport and Golgi organization protein 6 homolog
Exons: 2
Coding region: 1953-3281 (442 amino acids)
Biological process (GO): protein secretion
Source: RefSeq, a predicted model, not a curated record
GGAUGCCAGUCCGUUUACGGACUUUAUCAAACCACCCCCGAGAAGCCUUGAAGUCUGGGGUUGCUGUCGAUGUCCCUUCUCCUCUGUCGUCUUCAGCCUGGGCAAUCAGUUCACCGAAAAUAGCGCUGGCCUUCUGUCAGAUUGCCGUCUCGGUUAUCGUAUCGCUAGCAAUUUCUUUGUCCUCAAUCCAUACAAGAAGCAGCCUCUCCAUUUCAUCAUGCAUGUGGCUCCUCUUGUUGGACAAAAUAGUCACGCCCUUGGAAGGUGUAACUGCUUUGAUGGCUUCCUUCUGCUUAAGGAUGGUGCCUAUCGUCAACAGAUUUCGGCCAUAUUCUUUAGCGAUCACACUCAACCGCAUGCCAGCCUCAUACUUCUUGAUUAUCUCCAUCUUUGUCUCCUUAGAAAACAUCCUCUUCUUUCCGUGAACUUCAGCAACUUUCUAGGGACCCAUGGCUAAUACGUACAUAAUUAAGUAACUAAUUAAGUUCUCACACAACACGAUAAAGUACAAAGCAAAAUCGCUAAUACAAAUUUAAGUUAACAAACGAAAUCGUAUAUGUGAACGAACGAAUUCCGUGUGCGUACGAUAACACUUGUGCUACGGAGUGGCCGAACAACGCCUUUACGUAGAGCAUGAUGGAGUAGAUGCUGAUCAAUGGGAGACCAGGAUCUUACGGCGGUGACUAGCAUCAGGAACCAAUGGGAGAACGGGAGGAUGGUGGCGAGUCUACUCAGUUGGCGGCGCGUGAGUUUUAAAAUUGUUCUCGGUGGUCUGGGCGAAUCUCGGGACCUUAGAGUAACACCCUUUCGUAACCUGAAUUAUUUUCGUAUGCAGAGGCAAAAAAAUCUUCGUGUUUGCUUUCGUAACUUGAAUUUUUCAUAAGUUGGGACUUUCGUAUGUUGAGGUUCCACUGUUCGUACUACUAUAAUAUUACUAAUGGCACUUUUAUCAUUCUCUUUCACUUUUUUAACUUUCUUAACUAGAAGAUUGGAUAGAUAAAGAAUUGGAGGAAAAGAGGUUAGUUUGUUAUAAUUUGGUGUCUCAUAAAAGGAACUCACAUGACACACAAGAUACAUGAUAGAAAAAUUUUUUAUGGGUGAAAAUUUGGGGGUUGCACGUUAUACGAGUAGUAUAGAUGUACUAUGGUAAUUCUGUCAACUAAGGCACUUACAAAAGAAGGGACUAAAAUACUAUAUCUCUUUAGCUGAAAUAGUAAUUUUGCAGGCUUAUGAAAAUUUUUCAGAGAAACAAGCAUCUCAGGUGAAGGUGAGGGUUCUUGAAAUAUGAGUUACUAUCAAACUCAUUGUUCAAUAGAUGUUUUAGUAAUGGUUUUAUUUUAAACCUGCAUCCUGAAUAUGUCUGUUGACUUUCACGAAAUUUUAUUUCUGGAAUUUCACUCAGAAAUUUUAAUGUUCUUCAUUGGAUUUGUGGUGGUAGUAUGUCAGAUUCUAUUAACUUCUUAGAGGAGGGAGCAAGUGGGAAAUCCAUUCUUGGUACCAAUCUGUACACCUGAUGGUUUUGUAAUUGUGUUUAUUACUGCUAUCAGAAGCCAUUUUCAUGAGACCCUAGGCCUCAGAGCUUUUGAAUACCAAACAAUCUUUGUCCCAGAAAUUUGUCUGUUAUCCAGCAAGCUCUUGGUUUUACUCAUCAAAGCAGUUGUAGAAUCCUCCAUCUAAGUAGCAUUCUAGCUUUGUAAAAAUAAGGGUAUUUUAUUUAUUCAAUAAAAACCUAUUAUGUUCACAAUUAGUGCCUUCUCCCAACCUCCUCUGGUCCAGAUAGCUGGUUCAGACAUCAAUAAGUGGUUCAGUUUACCUACUGCUGGAAUUAGAGUGUCUGGUAACUUUUCACAGAUGCAUGAAAGGCUUUAAGCAUUCUUUUCUUGAAAAAAUUGGUUUCCAAAAAAUUAACUUCCUCAAUCCUAUUGGUUAUGUUGUCUGGGAAUACACCAUAAAUGAAGCUAUGCUUGUUCGUACUGGUGCAAAUCUUAUUUUGCUUUUUUGUUUUGUUUUGCAGAUUUCUAUCACAGCAGUCACCACUUGAGGCAAUAAGAAUUUUACUUCAUGUUUGCAGAGUUAAUCUAUUACCUGAAAUUCCAACAGUUAAUCCACAUAUAUUGUUAUGUCUAGAUGACGAAGGUGGUGUGAGGCUAGACGUUGCUGAAUCUGUCUGUCAGCAGAAGGUGCUGGAAAAUGAUGAACAUCUGGCAAAAGUAGUGGUAAAAAUUCUAGAAGAGCUGCAGAACCCCGAGAUUGUACGGGCUUUUUAUGAAAGCUUGGUAUCAUACAUAGACUUCAGUGUCCUGAACAGAAAAGAAACUUCCUCAACACUUCUUGUAACUGAUUGUGAUGUCAGGGUAGAACAGUUUGAGGCAGUAAGAAGGAUUUAUAUAUGCUGUAGCCUUUUAAGUAAUUUGGCUGACAAUGGAAAAUUGACAGAUGAUCUCUUUCAAAAUUUAUCGGCAGCUGUCCCAAUUGUUGUUUCAUUAUUAAAGACAUGUUGUCAGAAGUGUGAAGAUGAAGCAUUAGAUAAAACUAGGUUGUCUUUUAUGCUGCAUGUUGUAAUGAUGGUGUCAUGCUAUGUAAGUGAACAGAUUUUGAGAAAAAGAAUGAGUAGUGAGGACUGGAAAGGUUUGAAAUUACUUCUUCCUUCAUUAGUGGAAAUAAAGAACACUGUAACUGAUGAAGCAGUUUUAAUGUUUGUGGAACAACUUAGGAACACUGUUAUUACUCAUGGUGCUAUCACACAUACAUCAAACAAAAGUGAUCAAGCUGCUACAAUAAAGGAUCCACAUUCAUCAAAUCAAACUAGUUCUAAAAGUGCUCAUGGAAAAGGAAGUAAUCCUGUGAAUAUGGUGAAAACUGGAAGUGAGUCAUUGCACAAGAGGUCAAGCUACAGUGAAGCAAUGGAAGAUGUUGUUAGCCCUAUAUUACCCACAAGAGGUCAUGGUCUCUUAAUCUUGAGCAAGCUCAUAGAAGAAAGAGAUGAUGAAACUCUUUUGCACAAAGAACAGCUGUUAGCUUUAUUUCAACAUAGUUUGAAAGAAGAGGACUCUUACAUUUAUCUCAUGGCAGUUCAAGGCUUAGCUGUGCUGUGUGAUGCUUUUCCAGAGAAGGUUAUAGAUAUAUUGACCCGAGAAUUUGCUGUUGGGAAUCGUACCCCUGAAGAUCGGGCAAAAUUAGCUGAAGCUUUAGUUCGGGCCAGUAGACGCUUGGGUCCCAUUCUUCCUCAUCACAAAUCCCAUUUCAUCAAUUGCCUCCUGUCAGGUUUGAUACUUAUUUAA